AUGCCCCGGCAGCUAUCACGCCCUGCACUGCCUACUUUCGCCCUCGCACUCCGGACACCCACCACAAGGCCGCUCUCCACCACACCGCUUCGCUGGCAGAACGCCAGCCACGCCGACGCAUCCAACGCCAAUGGGCGGCGACCAGCUUCGGCUCCGCGUGGCGCAAAGGCUACUUCAGCGAGCGGAGACGAUGUGCCGGCGGACGUGCUGUCGCGCUCGCGUCGGUCGAUGCUGUACGUGCCCGGGUCGUCGGAAAAGAUGAUCAAAAAAUCGCAAUCCUCGUCUGCGGACACGAUCAUCUUCGACCUGGAAGACUCGGUAGCUGCGCACAAGAAGGGUUCUGCGCGCGAGACGGUGUUUCUGGCGCUCGAGGCGGCUGCACGUCCAGGACCGGAGCUUGCAGUACGCAUCAACCCGCCGUCUUCCGAGCGCGCUCUGGCCGAGGACGAUCUGGACAUGAUCCUGCCGAGCCAGCAGCUGCAGGCGAUCGUGAUCCCCAAGGUGGAGCACGAAGACGAUGUGCGUGUGAUCAUCGAGAAAGCCCGCGCGCUGCGUCGAGUCAACGAGCCCGUCCCGCCGCCGUUGGCGCUGGUGCUGUCGGUCGAGUCGGCAGCGAGCCUUCUGCGCAUGCCCGCGAUCAUCGAGGCGGUGCGCGAGCAGCUCGGCCAACAUCCGCAGACGGGUGUGGCUACGGGUGAGGCGCAGGGGGUGGCGCAGAUCGUGGCGCUGCUGUUUGCGUCCGAGGACUACUGUGCCAGCACGGGGAUCCUGCGCACGCGCGAUCGCAAGUCGCUCCUCUUCCCGCGCGCGCACAUGGCGACGAUCGCCAAAGCAUACGGCCUCGCCGCCAUCGACAUGGUGUGCAUCGACUACAAGGACGAGCCCUACCUCGUGGACGAAGCCACCGAAGCCAAGCAGCUAGGGUACGACGGCAAGCAGGCGAUCCAUCCGGUUCAGGUGGACCCCAUCCAGCACACGUUCAACCCGACUGAAGAGUCGGUGCUGCGAGCAGCGCGGAUCCUGCAUCUGUACGAGCACGCGAGUCAGGCCGAAAACAGGGGCGCCUACGGGCUCAAGGAACAGGGCGGGGGCAUGACGAUGAUCGACCGGCCGAUGCUGCUGCAGGCGAGCGCGGUGGUGGACAAGGCGCGCAAGGCGGGCAUGCACAUUCCCAGCGCGGCCGAGCUUGACCAACGCGAUUGA
Molecule: messenger RNA, 1203 nt
Organism: Moesziomyces aphidis
Lineage: Eukaryota; Fungi; Basidiomycota; Ustilaginomycetes; Ustilaginales; Ustilaginaceae
Source: the annotation of a GenBank genome assembly